Molecule: messenger RNA, 1068 nt
Organism: Taeniopygia guttata (zebra finch)
Lineage: Eukaryota; Metazoa; Chordata; Aves; Passeriformes; Estrildidae
Source: RefSeq, a predicted model, not a curated record
AUGGCACCUGUGGAAAUGUGGCCUGACCACCAGUUUGAGAGAGAAAGUCUUUCAAGACUCCUGGAAUGCCUGACAGAACUGUGCUUCCUGAGGUACAAUGUACUGAACCUGAAAAUGCUCUACAUGGUUUGAAGUCCCCUAGCUAAAACAAGAAAGCGCACAUCACAGGAAGUCCAUAUUAAUGGUGGUGUACCUUAAAACUUCAGUUUUCAAACCCAUAGGAAAAAAAAAAGGCAUGGCAUUAACUAUUAGAUCCCAGCUGAGGUCUUCACUGGGGUAGCUGUCACAGAUUGUGCACACUGGAGACCUCAGUGGGCCUGCAACUGUGUGUGUGCAAAAGACAUCUACAGAGGAAAGUCCAGGAAACUCAUAACUGAAAUGGAAGGGGAUAUUUCAGCAAAUGAUGUUGUGUUAUACGUUUCCUUUGAAGAAAGUGCGAAACCUUUCAUGAAGAAAACAAUUGCUUUAGGAAUGGAAAGCAAACCAAAGGGCCUGUGGGAAUGCUACUUAUACCCUGACUGUCAUAAUUACAGUUUCCAUUAUUAGAAUUACACUGGUUCUUGCCCAAAGAGUGAAGUUUUGAGGAACAGUGAAUUUUUCUGUCUCUGAGAUAGCUUUGCAGCCUUGUAUCUUUCUACUGACAUAUAGAGACCCCUUGGAAACAGUCAAAACAUUUUGUACUUCUCUCAAUUUAGGCUGAAUGAAUCCAUAGGAAUUUCCUCCAUGGCAUCCCAAGACUAUGCUUUGCCUGUAUUUGUGUAUACCUGACUAGGCUGUCGAGAGGAGCCUUUGUAUUUACUUUUGAAGCAAGAUAUUUUUAACACUGUUGGAGAGAAUGCCCUGGGAGCUACAGGCGUUAUUUGGUGAGAUAUGAAUUUAACUUCUUUAGAGAGCAACUGCAGAGAAGUGCAAAAAUUCAUUGAUUCUGAACUUGAGCCCUGCAUUAUCAAUGUCACAGCAGUAGCUGAGGUAUGAAGGAGGCAUCCUUGUCAGGACAAUAUAUCAUGUGUGCAAAGGACCUGGAGAGCCUCAACAUAUCUACACCUAAAUUUUAAGAUCUUCCUUUAA